GUCUGAUUUCACGUUCAGUCGAGAAUCGUCUUAGCAGAAAAAUAGUACAAGAUAUUUCUUUCCAAAUACAAUUGAAAGUCCUUAAAUAUUACAAAAAUUACUAAAUCUUUUCAUCAAAAAUAACAAAUAAGAUGUCGAAAGCACCAGCUGUUGGUAUUGAUUUAGGAACAACAUAUUCCUGCGUAGGAGUCUUUCAGCAUGGAAAGGUGGAAAUUAUCGCUAAUGAUCAGGGAAAUCGCACUACACCAUCUUACGUCGCAUUCACCGAUACUGAACGUUUAAUUGGCGAUGCUGCUAAGAAUCAGGUGGCGAUGAACCCCACAAAUACUAUUUUUGAUGCUAAGCGCUUAAUUGGUCGUAAAUUUGAUGACCCUACGGUUCAAGCUGACAUGAAACAUUGGCCAUUUGAGAUCAUCAACGAUAACAGCAAACCAAAGAUUCAAGUUGAGUACAAGGGUGAGAAAAAAAAUUUCUUCCCAGAAGAAGUUUCAUCUAUGGUACUCACUAAGAUGAAGGAGACUGCAGAAGCUUAUUUAGGAAAAACGGUUACAAACGCCGUCAUCACUGUCCCUGCAUACUUCAAUGAUAGUCAGCGUCAAGCUACGAAGGACGCUGGUACCAUUUCCGGUUUGAAUGUCUUGCGUAUCAUUAAUGAACCGACUGCCGCUGCAAUUGCUUACGGCUUAGACAAGAAAGCAGUGGGAGAACGUAAUGUAUUGAUUUUCGAUUUGGGAGGUGGUACAUUUGAUGUCAGUAUUUUAUCUAUCGAUGAUGGGAUUUUUGAGGUAAAAUCGACUGCCGGAGAUACCCAUUUGGGCGGUGAGGACUUUGAUAAUCGCUUAGUAAAUCAUUUCGCCCAAGAAUUCAAGCGAAAACAUAAGAAAGACUUGACUAGCAAUAAGCGAGCUCUUCGACGGCUCCGAACUGCAUGUGAACGUGCAAAACGUACUUUAUCAUCAUCUACCCAAGCUAGCAUUGAAAUCGAUUCUCUAUUUGAGGGCACCGACUUCUAUACUUCAAUUACUCGUGCACGUUUUGAAGAAUUGAACGCUGACCUUUUCCGUUCUACAAUGGAGCCUGUAGAGAAAGCAAUUCGGGAUGCUAAAAUGGACAAGGCUUCUAUUCACGAUAUUGUUUUGGUUGGAGGAAGUACCCGUAUUCCAAAAGUUCAGAAACUUUUGCAAGAUUUCUUUAAUGGCAAAGAGUUAAACAAGUCCAUUAAUCCAGAUGAAGCUGUGGCUUAUGGUGCUGCGGUACAAGCUGCAAUUUUGCACGGUGACAAGUCUGAGGAAGUUCAAGACUUGCUGUUGCUCGACGUUACGCCCUUGUCUUUAGGCAUAGAGACAGCUGGAGGUGUUAUGAGUGUACUUAUCAAGCGCAACACUACCAUACCCACUAAGCAAACUCAAACAUUUACUACAUACUCCGAUAACCAACCUGGAGUCUUAAUUCAAGUAUUCGAGGGUGAGCGUGCUAUGACAAAAGAUAACAACUUGUUGGGUAAAUUUGAAUUGGCUGGAAUCCCUCCUGCUCCUCGUGGCGUUCCUCAAAUCGAAGUAACCUUUGAUAUAGAUGCCAAUGGUAUUUUGAAUGUUACUGCAGUAGAAAAGUCUACGAACAAAGAAAAUAAAAUUACAAUUACCAAUGACAAGGGACGUCUUUCAAAAGAAGAUAUUGAACGUAUGGUUAAUGAAGCAGAAAAAUAUCGCGCUGAAGAUGAUAAACAAAAGGAUACCAUCUCUGCAAAAAAUGCAUUGGAAUCUUACUGUUUCAACAUGAAGGCUACAAUGGAAGAUGAUAAAUUGAAAGACAAAAUUACAGAUUCCGACAAAACAUUGAUUCUUGAAAAAUGUAAUGAAACAAUCAAAUGGUUAGACGCUAAUCAGUUAGCUGACAAGGAAGAAUACGAGCAUCGUCAGAAAGAAUUGGAAGGUGUAUGUAAUCCAAUUAUUACCAAGCUGUAUCAAUCAGCUGGCGGAGCACCGGGCGGAUUUCCAGGAGCACCAGGCGCAGGAGGUGCCCCUGGAGCAGGUGGAGCCGGUGGUCCCACUAUUGAGGAAGUUGACUAAAUUACCAUUCCAAGCUAAAUUACUUCAAAAUUAAGUGCAUUUUUUAAAAAUACAUCUAACAUUCCAUUUAUAAAUGACACCGAGGUUCCAUCGUCUGAUAUGAAGAAACAAAUGCAUCUGAGUACACAAAAAAAAAGAAAAGAAAAACAGUAAAGUUAAAUGAAACAGAACAAUAAAAUGUGAAGUAAUGAAGAAGUAA
Molecule: messenger RNA, 2268 nt
Organism: Culicoides brevitarsis
Lineage: Eukaryota; Metazoa; Arthropoda; Insecta; Diptera; Ceratopogonidae
Product: heat shock 70 kDa protein cognate 4
Exons: 3
Coding region: 132-2069 (645 amino acids)
Cellular component (GO): cytoplasm; plasma membrane; nucleus
Molecular function (GO): ATP-dependent protein folding chaperone; ATP binding
Source: RefSeq, a predicted model, not a curated record